Cheilinus undulatus (humphead wrasse) is the source of this 3889-nucleotide messenger RNA. RefSeq names its product oxysterol binding protein-like 1A (gene osbpl1a). The transcript has 29 exons. NCBI's taxonomy places the organism in Eukaryota, Metazoa, Chordata, Actinopteri, Labriformes, Labridae. Gene Ontology annotation, cellular component: cytosol; membrane; intracellular membrane-bounded organelle. Gene Ontology annotation, molecular function: protein binding; cholesterol binding. Bases 254 to 3151 code for a protein of 965 amino acids. The record is from RefSeq and is a predicted model, not a curated record.
UAAACAGACAAAGGUAGAAAGGCAGAAGUGACAGCCUGAUUCACCCUCAGAUAGUGAAAGGUAGCCGUGGAGGGAGAGCGUGUAGUGGUGUGUGCUAGUGUGUGUGUGAGUGUUUGUUAGGAUGUGUGUGUUGCUGUAAAUCAGCAGGAGCGGCUCAGAGGGGCUUAAACCAUCACAUGAAGCCUCACGGACUCGGAGGGGCCCACUGAGUAGAGACCCGCUCGGACCUCACAGGACCGUUAACUCAGGGUCGAUGGAGGAGCUGGAGCCUGAGGAGCAGUUUCUACGGUUCGCCCGUAAUGGAGAUUUGCCGGGGAUCCAGAGACUGCUCAUGUCCACAAUACGGGAAGAGACGCAGAUCAAUAUUAACUGCAAAGGUAAGAAGAAGUCCAACCUUGGCUGGACGCCUCUUCAUCUCGCCUGUUACUUUGGACACAAAAAUGUCGUUGAGGAGUUACUCAAGGCCGGGGCAGACGUUAACUUACCAAAUAACAUCGGAGACACGCCACUGCAUAAAGCUGCGUUCACAGGAAGAAAGGAGGUUGUUAUGCUGCUGCUGCACUACGAUGCAUGUGCUACAGUCCUCAAUGGGACGGCUCAGACCCCCAAAGAUGUGACCCAGAACGCAGAGAUCAGAAGCAUGCUGGAGGCGGCUGAGAGGACCGAGGAGAGGAAACUUGAAGAGCAGCUCCUGGAAGCUGCACGGGAAGGAGAUUUCUCAACAUUAACUCGGCUGCUCAGCAGGAAAAACCCUCCUGACAUCAGCUGCACAGACCUGCUGGGAAACACGCCGCUGCACUGUGCGGCAUAUCGCGGCCAGAAGCAGUGUGCCCUGAAGCUGCUGAAGAGCGGCGCCAACCCCAACAUCAAGAACAAGAACGAGCAGACCGUGUUCGACCUGGCCAGUGAUUCCGCCAUGAAGCAGCUGCUUGAAAGCAAUGUUCGAGGUUCGACCAGAAAUGUGAAGAAGUUCGAAGGAUUCCUCUGGAAGAGCUCCAGGUUUUUCGGCUGGCGUUCGUACUGGGUGGUCCUCCAGGACGGGGUUUUAUCCUGGUACUCCAAACAGUCAGAUGCUGCCGCCAACCUCCGAAGACAAGGCUGUAAGUCCCUUACAAACGCUCACUGUCUGAUUAAAGCUAAAGACGGCUGUUUCUUUACCCUCAAGUGCUUUGAUGAAAGCGUGCAUCACUUCAAAGUGUCACCGAAAGACGACCCAGAGGCUACGAGAAAAGCCUGGCUGGACGCUCUGGAGGAGCACACGGCUUACAGCACGCACUACUGCUCACAGGAGCAGGGCAGCGAGGAGGAGGAGGACGAGGAGGGGAUGACACUUGGCGAGCUAUCAGAAUCACUACAGGCAGCCGAGGCCAGCCAGAGGAAACUGGAGGAGGAGGUGGCAGCUUUCAUGUCCCUGCUGAAAACCAACGGGCUGGAUGAAAGGUUCCCAUCCUCCAUUCUGCAGAAGUUGCAGCAGAUCUGUGAGCUGUCCAAUGAGACGAGUUCAAGCCUGAGCAUCUGUUUGAGUCUGUUCUCCAGACAGGAGGGGGUGCGCAGUGUGAAAUUGGAGCAGGAGGUGGAGAAGAAUAAGAUCCUCUCUGAAGCACUGCAGACUCUCGCCACCGAGCACCACGAGCUCGAGCAAUCCGUCGUCAAAGGAUCGUCUCCUCGGAGCGCGCUCAGUGAGGAUGAGUUCCACGACGCUGUUUCAGACUCGGGCUCUGAGGUCUCGCUGAGCGGUUUUGAGACGGUGGCCAGCCAUUCCUGUGAGGAGGACGAGGACGACGACAGCUCUGUCACAUUAAGCAGCCCUGGCAACAUGUUGCAGGAAGAUCACCAUGGCAACAAGGAUGAAGCUCAACCCAAUGGGAUUACAAAGCAUAGGACCAGUCUGCCGGCACCGAUGUUCUCCAGAAAUGACUUCAGCAUCUGGAGCAUCCUGAGGAACUGCAUAGGAAUGGAGCUGUCAAAGAUCACGAUGCCAGUGAUCUUUAACGAGCCGCUCAGCUUCCUGCAGCGGCUGACCGAGUACAUGGAGCACACCUACCUCAUCCACCAGGCUAACAAGUCGUCCGACUCCAUAGAAAGGAUGAAGUGUGUGGCUGCGUUCGCCGUGUCUGCUGUGGCGUCUCAGUGGGAAAGGACGGGGAAACCCUUCAAUCCUCUGCUGGGAGAAACCUACGAGUUGGUCCGGGAUGAUCUGGGUUUCAGGCUGAUCUCUGAGCAGGUCAGCCAUCAUCCUCCAGUCAGCGCUUUCCAUGCCGAGGGUCUGAGUCAGGACUUUGUGUUUCAUGGAUCCAUCUACCCCAAACUCAAGUUCUGGGGUAAAAGUGUGGAGGCAGAGCCUAAAGGCACAAUCACGCUGGAGCUUCCCAAGUACAACGAAGCGUACACCUGGACCAAUCCUACGUGUUGUGUUCACAACAUCAUCGUUGGGCAGCUUUGGAUCGAGCAGUAUGGAAGUGUGGAGAUCAUCAAUCACAGAACAGGGGAGCGGUGCUGCCUGAACUUUAAACCUUGUGGCCUUUUUGGUAAAGAGCUGCACAAGGUCGAAGGUUACAUUCUGGAUAAAAGCAAAAAGAAGCUGUGCGCUCUCUACGGGAAGUGGACCGAGUGUUUGUAUGUCAUCGACCCUGCUGCAUUCGAAGCACACAAGAAAAAUGAUAAGAAAGGAGCCGAGGAGAAGAAGAGCAGCAAAGCGGGCUGCAGCGAAGGCCAGGACGACGUUCCCUCUCCGGCCGCUGACACGGUUGAGUUAAUUCCCGGCAGCCAGCUGCUGUGGAGGAUCGCACCCAGACCGCCAAACUCUGCACAGAUGUACAGCUUCACAUCGUUUGCGAUGCAGCUGAACGAGCUGCACCAGGAGAUGGAGGGAGAGAUUCCUCAGACCGACUGCAGGCUCAGACCGGACAUAAGAGCCAUGGAGAACGGGGACAUUGACCUGGCCAGUGAGGAGAAGAAGAGGCUGGAGGAAAAACAAAGAACUGCUCGCAAAAACCGCUCCAAGAACGACGAAGAGUGGAAGACGAGGAGUCCGGCCCUCGGCCCGAGGUGGUUCCAGCAGGGCCAGAAUCCCCACACCAGUACCCAGGACUGGAUCUUCUCUGGAGGAUACUGGGACAGAAAAUACAGCAUGCUGCCCGACAUUUACUGACGGACGUUAAACCGCUCUGAUGAACGUUUUUUUUUUUUUUUUUUGCUUGUUUUUUUAAGGAAAAACUACGAUAUGCAAACACGCGUGGCCUUAUACAACUUUAUUAUGGUAAACUACAAAGAAACGUCAUCAAUAACGAUCAAUAUUUAUCUGUUAUAAAGGAUAAAGCAGUUCUCUAAUGCUGUGAAUGUGGGGUUUUGACCUACGGUGAGACCGGAUUAUUUCUGUGUUUGGACUUUAACUCUGUGGUUCGUGAUUUUAACGCCCUCCUGUCUACUUUUAAUCACAUUUUUAAGAUUUGUGUCUGUAUAUAAAUGUAUAAUUUACAUCUAUUCAUCCAUCAGUGACCUACGCAGCAUGUCGGCGACAUUUCCAAACUCUACAUUGAGUUACAGAGAAUAAUUCUGUCUUUUUUUCUUUAUUUUGAAAUGUUUCCAUUUUUUGCUCUUUAAAGGAAAACUACAGAAAGAAAAAUUUAUUUUCUAUAACAAUGUUACACCUUUAAGAUGAACUGUUACUUCUUUGUCAGUUGUGUUCAUUAUUUCAUAAAGCACACAGAAAAGUGGAGCUCCUAAAGCAAAAUCACAAAUGUGUUUUAAAAAUCUGUCAGACAGAUGAUUGUGGAUAAAAAGGUCAUUUAAUAAGGAAGUUAUUGAAUUUUGAGGCGUUUUGCCUCCGUUUAAACAUUAAAAGUGUUUUGUUUGGCACUGAAAUUAAACACUUUUAUGUUUUUGUGUA